ACCGAAAGUGCGACACGUUUAAUUACUAGCCGGAAGUGAGACUUGCGACCGGAGUCAACAAGAAGCUAACGUUAGCUCAGUUCGCGUUAACAACGAUAUGGAACUGACCUCGGAAACCGAGGCAGUAGGUUGAAAUACUGUGUACCGUAAAUUAUGUAUUUUUAGCUACAACGAGACACAAUGGAGUCAGUGGAACCUCAUCGAUGUGAAAAAUGUGGACAGAGUUUCACAGACAGUGGCUCGUUCGCCUCUCACCCCUGUCCGGAUAAGUCAUUAAGUAAAAAACAGCUGGCAAACUACAAGUGUUCUCUAUGCAACAAGGCUUUUUUCAAGCCUGGUGUCCUGAAACGCCACUUUAAAAGCAUCCACAGUGGAUGUGAACCUAAAGUGAGCCUGUUUCCCUGCACCGAGCAAGGCUGCCAGUUCAGCAGCACAGAGCGUCAGGAAUAUCAAGCCCACUUGGUGUCCACACAUGGUCUCACUCUUAUUCCCUGCACCCACCAGUCCUGCAAAGUGUCAUUCCCCACACAGGAUGACAUGGAGAGACAUUUGCGGGGCCACAUGCCCUUUGGCUGCUUUCAUUGUCAGUUUGUCUGUCAAAAUGUAAAAGACUUGGGAGGUCACCUCUUGGAGCACAAACAUCUGCAAACUCCUGCCCAAGGGGACAAGACUGCAGCCACAGCUGCAUGCAGCGACCAGCCUCGGGCAUCUGGCAGGCCAAAAAGAAAACUGAUAUCCAACCCAGAUAAUGCAUCAUCAUUACCAGAGGACAGGAACGAGGAACAGCCUGAGAGGCAAAGGCACAAUGUUAAAAGAGUGAGAAGGGUAAUGGGAAGAGACAAACCUUCAGUGGGCAACGCUGCACUACUGCCAUCCAAAGAGUACCUUGCAGAGGGAUCAGAGCACAUCUUUCGCACCCACACCUGCCCCAAAUGUCGGCGCUGCUUCAAGAUGCGCUCCCACCUUCAGGAGCACCUCCAUUUGCAUUUUCCUGACCCCAGCCUCCAAUGUCCCACCUGCAAGCGUUACUUCACCAGCAAGAGUAAGCUACGCAUACAUAGACUCCGUGAGGCAGGUGAAAAGGUUCACCAAUGCCACUUGUGUGAGUACUCUGCCGUGGAACAGAAUGCAAUCCGCCGCCAUCUUGUCAGCAUACAUCCCGAAGAGGCAGAUAAUAACGUAAACAGUCAUAGCUAUCCUUGUCCAACCUGUGGUCAGAAUUUUCGCCAAAGUAGAUCACUUAAGGCUCACAUCAAGACGCACAACAUUUUGUCAGACAGCAAGCCACUGGGAUGCUUUCAAGAGGGUUGUUCUUUCCAGACAUCUUUGCGCAAAGAACUUUUUCGACACACUGCCGAAGUGCAUGGGGUCAAGGCUUUAGAGUGUCGUCAUCAUGCCUGCGGUGCAAUCUUUCGAAGUGAGACGGACAUGGAGGCUCAUUAUCGAACACACCUUGCCUACCACUGCUCACAGUGUGAUUUUUCUUGCUCCAAUAAGACCAUUUUCCUCCAGCACAAGCGGCAUGGUCACCCAGGAAGUGACAAGCUUUGCUGUGACUUUUGCUCCUUUGUCACAUUUAACCCUGUGGAGUUUGAGCACCACCUUGGACAUUUGCACGCCAAUGAGAAGAUCCAUCGCUGCUCUCAGUGCAGCUACGUGACCUCACAUAAACGGGGCUUGAAGCGACACAUGCUGAUGCACAGUGGUGAGAAGCCGCACAAAUGUAGCCUGUGUGACUUCAGGUGCCGAGAUGAGUCCUACCUCUCUAAACAUAUGCUCACUCACUCAGACGACAAGAACUUCAUGUGCGCUGAGUGUGGAUACGUAACUAAAUGGAAACACUAUCUGAAUGUCCAUAUGAGGAAACAUGCUGGAGACCUCAGGUAUCAGUGUGAUCAGUGCCCCUAUCGCUGUCACCGCAUGGACCAGCUGAAUAGCCACAAAUUACGACAUCAGGCCAAAUCAUUCAUGUGUGAGGUCUGUGCUUAUGCAUGCAAACGCAAAUAUGAGCUUCGCAAUCACAUGUUGGCCAAACAUUCAGGAGAGGACAAACAGCCAUCUGUCUAUAAGUGCAAAUACUGCACAUAUACUACCUGCUACAGACAGGCCCUUCAGAACCAUGAGAACUGCAAACAUACAAAGCUUAAAGAGUUUCGGUGCGCCCUCUGCUUUUAUUCCUCUUUCAGUAGCAUCAGCCUUUUCCUGCACAAGAAGAAAACUCAUGGAUAUGUACCAGGGGACAAAGCAUGGCUAGAGAAUUACGCUGCAAAGGAGAAGGAGAGGAACUCCACUGAGUUCUUGCAGGACUUUUACAAUAUGCCCUCAACAGCUCACGGGCAGUUUGAACAAUCAACUUCUGAAGGACCUCCACCAUCUCAAAGAGAACAGUCUGAUCUUCCUGGCUCAGAAUAUGACAGUGCCAGCAAAAAAGCUGAUUCACAAACUGUUGACUCUGUGGGUGUUUUUGAUGUUGCUUCACAAGAGGUUGUUAAUGAAGGUAUUUCUGAUAGUUCUCCAUCUGUAAACAGUCCUGAGGAGUACUGUACUCUUGUUUUAACAACACUAUCAACCACUGACUAUCAGACCCCCUCUGUGCAAAACGAGGAAGAAAAUUGUGCAAAUCAAACUCCAAGCACACCUAAUUUAAACUGUAAUGGCUCUGACCCCUCACAAGAGAAAGCACACUUCUCUACAUCUUCAUCAGAGCAAGACGAUGUAGCUAUGGCGGAUGCCGAUUGUGAACAGAGUGACUUAGAUGACAACUAUGAGCCUCUGACUAAUACAAGUCAACCAUUUGAGGCCGAGGAGUGUCAAACUCAAGCAUCUGAGGGGAAGAAUGAUGGUGGCACUACUGAUGCCACUUUUCCAUCUGGGCAAAAUCAGCCAUUAGAAUCUGAGCUCCGUCUGAAAGCUAUGAAGAAGCAUGACAAGGACCAAGCAGAAGCCAUGGUUUUGGAGGGACGAGUGCAAAUGCUUGUGGUGCCAACUAAAGAGAUUUAUCGUUGUGACAAGUGCUGUUAUGUAACCAGUAAGGAGACCGCUUUAAAAUACCACUGCCAGACUUUGUGCCAUGGCAGGAUAAAGGAAUACAAGUGCCAUGCCUGUGGUGGACAGUUCAAACAGAAGCGAGGGCUUGAUAGUCAUCUUGCAAAGAAGUGCCCUGCACUUCCACGGAAAACAAGGAUAUUUGUGGGCAUUUCAAAUCCAUGUUUGGCUACAGAGGACUCUACUGUUGGACAGGAAGGAUCCACACUACUGGAUGAGGGAACACAUUCUGAUCAGAAAGAGCUUCUUUCUUCACAUAAGAGGAUUUGCACAGAUUUAAAUGAUCAGGAAUUUCACCAGCAAGAAGUGGAAGUAUGUACAUCUCAAUUAACAAACUGUAAACAUGUUGAUCCUAAUGCUGUUACAUCCAGUGAAUCAGAACACGAGCUAAACAAGAUUCAGACAAAAAAUCUUUUAAAAGGUAAAAGUUCAAAAAAGGAACUACUUUCCAAUAACAACCAAAGAAAAGUUCCACUGCAGUCCCUUUACACGAAAAAAGAUGGAAAAUUCAAAUGCAAAUGUUGCAAUUUUUUAUCAGUUAAACUUGCAACAGUUGAACGCCAUCUCUCAACCUGCAGGAAAAGAGACAAUCAGAUCAUUUCAGAAGAGAAUGAUGCGUCUGGUAACAAGUCAGUCAAAGAAAAAGAGGGCUUGGUGGAAGAGCACAAUGAAAAAAGUGGGAAAGCUUCUGACAAACCUCAGCUUUUCUCUUGUCCAGGCUGUUCAUUUAAGUGCAAUCAGAAGAGGGCAUUAGACAGUCAUGAAAAGAGAGGCUGCUCAAAGCCAGGUGAUGUCCAGUGCACCAUGUGUUCAUUUGUAGCCAAAACUAAAAUGUCUUUGACUCGUCACAUUCUGUAUGUCCAUAACAAGAAAAAGUCUGGUGUUGCUAAACCUAAACAGUUGCAUUGCCAGCACUGUACUUUCACCUGUAAACAAGAACGAUGCAUGACCCAACAUCUUGCACUCAAACACAAAGGAGCGCGACCUCACCAUUGUCAAUAUUGCCCUUUUAGCACCACAAGGCGCUAUCGCUUGGAAGAGCAUGAGUCUCUACACACAGGAAUCGGUCGUCACAGCUGCGAUAUGUGCGAAAAGACCUUUGGGGCUGUGACCAAAUUGCGUCAGCACAAGAUUCGCAUCCACGACAAACAACCUACACACUUCUGCUCACUCUGUGACUUCAGUGGUUACACGCUUGAUGAUGUAAGACGGCACAAUCUCAGAUGCCACACAGGUGUGUUACACCAUGCUUGCACUCAUUGUGAUGCUCAGUUUAGUUCAGAAGUUGCACUAAGAAACCACUGUAAACGUGUGCACCAGCUCCAGGCCUGUUUCUCAUGUAAGCAGUGCGACUACACAUGUAGCAACGAAGUAACACUGAAGACCCAUCAAGAGAGCAAGCACCCUCAGGUGAAGUGCACCACCUGCCAGGAGUCUUUUAAGACAAAGGAAAGCCUUGCAAUUCAUCAGAGAACUCACCUGGCACACCAGUGUCAACUGUGCUCCUUUGCUACCAAAACAAGGCAGCUAUUAGCGCAACACCUUCUGAAUGAACAUGAGGAGGGAUCCACCAAGGACAAGCCUCUAAAGUGUAGCACCUGUCAGUUUGCUUGUAGGCAUCAGCUGGUUUUAGAGCAGCACCUACGUUCACAUGGAGGCAAGCGGCUGUACAAAUGCACAGACUGCAAGUAUUCAACCCGAAACAAGCAGAAGAUCACAUGGCACAUUCGCAUACACACUGGGGAAAAGCCUUACAGCUGUGAACAGUGCAGUUACACCUGCACUGAUCCAUCUAGGUUGAAGCUUCACAUGAGGGUUCACCAGGAUGAGAAGAAGUACCUGUGUCCACAGUGUGGCUACAAAUGCAAGUGGGCGACUCAGCUGAAGUACCACAUGACUAAGCACACAGGAGACAAGCCAUAUGCCUGCGAUGAGUGUGACUACCGGACUAACAGAGCAGAUGCUCUCCGUGCCCACCGGGAUACGCAGCACUGUGACAUGCGCCCUUAUGUCUGCGAGAAAUGCGGUAAAGCCUUCAAGACCAGUUUUAUACUGAAGACCCACCAGCGUCAACACAGUGAUGAUCGGCCAUACACAUGUGGCUUGUGCCAAAAGGCCUUCAGAUGGCCGGCAGGUCUCAGACAUCACUACCUCUCACACACCAAGCAGCAGCCUUUCUGCUGUCGCCACUGCUCCUACAGGGCCAAACAGAAGUUCCAGGUGGUCAAGCAUUUGCAGAGGCACCAUCCAGAUAUGUCAAUGGAGCAGGGGGUGGUGAGGGACUCUGAGGCAGUAAGCCUGACCCUGAAGGAGGCUUUAGAGGGGACACUGGAUGAGAGAGCAGCAGAAGUGGAGGAGGAGGAAAGGGUAGCAGAUGAAGAAGUAGCUGAAGAGGUUGUGUAAAUAGGGGAAAAGGGCGAAACAAUAUCCUGAAGUAAGGGUAGAAUAGAUGCAUUGGCCAGUUCACAUUGUAUAACCCUGUUUCCAAAAAAGUUGGGACAGGGUCAUGUUUACCACCUGUUCAUCACCUCUUCUUUUAACAACACUCGAGUCUGGAAAAGUCUGGAAACUGAGGAGCCUUUGCUGUAGUUUAUAUUUGACCACUUUGCUCUAUUGUGCUGUAAAAGGCUAAUCAGAACGCAUUACAUGUGA
Messenger RNA from Larimichthys crocea (large yellow croaker), 5697 nucleotides. It is a transcript of the gene znf142, whose product is annotated as zinc finger protein 142. The transcript has 9 exons. NCBI's taxonomy places the organism in Eukaryota, Metazoa, Chordata, Actinopteri, Sciaenidae. The coding region runs from base 181 to 5448 and encodes 1755 amino acids. The record is from RefSeq and is a predicted model, not a curated record.